Trametes versicolor FP-101664 SS1 is the source of this 180-nucleotide messenger RNA. Its product is annotated as mitochondrial 54S ribosomal protein YmL39. The transcript has 3 exons. Lineage: Eukaryota; Fungi; Basidiomycota; Agaricomycetes; Polyporales; Polyporaceae. Gene Ontology annotation, molecular function: structural constituent of ribosome. Gene Ontology annotation, biological process: translation. The coding region runs from base 1 to 180 and encodes 59 amino acids. Gene Ontology annotation, cellular component: ribosome; mitochondrion. The record is from RefSeq and is a predicted model, not a curated record.
AUGGCUGUCAAGGCAAAGGCGCGGACGAUCAUCGUCCGCUUGAUCUCUACGGCGCAGACGGGGUACUUUUACACGGCGCAGAGGUUGCGCAUCGGCCCCAGGUUGGCAGCGGUGAAGUACGAUCCACGAGUGAAGAACCGUGUGCUGUUUGUGGAGAGCAAGAAGACGUCAAAGAAGUAG